Messenger RNA from Ooceraea biroi (clonal raider ant), 7501 nucleotides. It is a transcript of the gene Nhe3, whose product is annotated as Na[+]/H[+] hydrogen exchanger 3. NCBI's taxonomy places the organism in Eukaryota, Metazoa, Arthropoda, Insecta, Hymenoptera, Formicidae. The record is from RefSeq and is a predicted model, not a curated record. Gene Ontology annotation, cellular component: plasma membrane; recycling endosome. Gene Ontology annotation, biological process: sodium ion import across plasma membrane; proton transmembrane transport; potassium ion transmembrane transport. Gene Ontology annotation, molecular function: sodium:proton antiporter activity; potassium:proton antiporter activity.
UGACAUUGCCGAGUAAAGAUGGCGAGGAGUGGUUGCGUACGGCUUGUGCUCCUCGGAGUUCUCUGUGUUUUUUCCUUGGAACUAUGCAACGGCGCGGCGACGGACAUCGAGUUGGACGCCAAGGCGCAGCUGUUACAUCGGCUCGACAGCCUGAAUCUCCUUCUUUAUACCAUCCUAUUGAUUUUAACCGUUUUAACGAUAUGGAUGUUCAAGCAUCGGCGCUUGAGGUUCCUCCAUGAAACUGGCUUAGCUGUCAUCUACGGAUUGAUCAUAGGUGCGAUAAUACGCUAUGGCUUUACGACAAGCAGUACCAUCCUACACAUGCCAGUGGUACCAGAUAACACCAGCAAGUAUAAUCAGUCGGUGCCGCCCGAUACUCUGUGGUUACGCUUCCCCGAGGAUAAGGGCGGUGGUAUCGUGAAGAACAAGACCUUCGCGUACUCGUUUCGCAGUGAAAUCUACAAGCAAGAUAACGAGAUCGACUUGAAGGCGACUUUUGAUCCUGAAAUAUUCUUCAAUAUUAUACUGCCGCCCAUAAUUUUCCACGCGGGAUAUAGCCUGAAGCGUAGAUACUUUUUCAGAAAUCUGGGCGCGAUUCUCAUGUACGCCUUAAUAGGGACUUCCAUAUCAGCUUUCAUUAUUGGCGCUCUGAUGUACGCCUUUAUACAACUGAUACCGCAUCUUUCCACGUCCUUCACGUUUUUGGACACCCUGUACUUCGGCGCUCUCAUAUCGCCCACGGAUCCGCUCACGAUAAUAUCGAUUUUCAACGAUCUACACGUGGACGUUAAUCUGUACGCUCUAGUGUUCGGUGAGAGUGUGCUCAACGACGCGGUUGCCAUUGUACUUAGCGGUUCAAUACAGAACUACGCGGAACGAUACCAGUCAGGAUCGGGUGGUUUCGAGACGGUGGCAUUCUUCCAAGCCUUCGGAGACUUCGUGGGAAUAUUCAGUCUGUCUCUCUUUAUCGGUGCCACCAUGGGGUGCAUCACUGCGUUAUUAACGAAGUUCACCAGAGUGCGAGACUUUCCUCUCUUGGAGUCGGCGCUAUUUGUCUUAAUGUCCUAUAGCACAUUCUUAAUCGCCGAAGCUUCCGAUCUUACAGGCGUAGUCGCCGUUCUAUUUUGCGGGAUAUGCCAGGCCCAUUACACGUACAACAACCUGAGCCCGGACUCCCGCCAGCGCACGAAACAGCUGUUCGAGCUGCUGAACUUCCUAGCCGAGAACUUCAUAUUCAGUUACAUCGGCGUCUCGAUGUUCACUUUCCCAAAGCACCAUUUCGAUCCUGGUUUUAUUUUCGCUGGAUUUCUGUGCGCGUUACUGGGUCGCGCGGCUAACGUUUAUCCACUGUCCUUCAUUCUGAAUCUGGCGCGGAAGCCGAAGAUAUCAAUGAAUUAUCAGCACAUGCUAUUUUUCGCGGGGCUGCGCGGUGCCAUGAGCUUCGCCCUCGCCAUCAGGAACACCGUGUCAGAUGCUAGACAGGCUAUGCUGACGACGACGAGCUUGAUCGUCAUACUGACGGUUAUCUUCCAAGGCGGCGCGACGACGCAAUUUUUAAGUUGGUUUAAUAUCCCAGUCGGAGUAGAUGAGGAGAUAGAAGGACUGUCUCACAACGGAACGCGUAGUUCUGGUGGCGAGGGUGGCUACGGCGAUCUGGACGCGCGUAGGGAGAGAAGUCCACCGGAUGGAUCGUUGCCAGGCGGCGGCGGCGGCGGCGGUGGCGGCGGCGGCGGAGGAGUCGGCGUCGCGAAGCCUAACGAGAAGGCACUGCUUGCCAGAAUCUGGGGUGAUUUUGAUACCAAAUACAUGAAGCCUUUACUGACGCACUCCAGGCCUACGUUGCUGGAAACGCUGCCGGUCUGCUGCAGUCCGUUAGCGAGAAUUCUCACGACGACGCAACAGAUGACGCAGGACGACGUCGCGAGGAAAAUCGAUUCGGACUCCGACUUCUGCCUGGAAGAUCGCGAGAUGGAACGACGUAGGACCAGCGUUCAGCCGGUGAGUUUUCAUCAGCCUAAUCUUAAUUACACUGUUAACCCGUGCUAUCAGCCUAACAACAGCACUACAGACGUCAGCACUAAUCCGGACGAGCCUUAUGUAAUUCUUAAUUUACACAGAAGGUAGAACUAACAGCCUAACACACCACCUCUUGUGUAUCGAAAUUCUUCUAAGAGAGAGAAAGGGAGAGAAAGAGGGAAAGCAAGAGAGAGAGAGAGAAAAAAAGAGAGAAAGAUAAUGCAUAUUUUGUAUUUAGUUCAUUCUCAUGUAACUUACAUGCUUCACACGUGUUUGAUUGUUAUCCAGAUUCACUAAAAAUUCCACAUCUUUUUAGUUUUACAUUAAAACAACAAGCGAUAUUACGCCCCAUUCGCGUUUAUCGUGACUCAAAAAAGUUACUUUUUUCUCAACAACGUUCGAUAUUAUUUGUCUCUUUUUCUUUCUUCCGUUGUUUUUUCUUUUUUUAUAUAUUAAACCGCGAGCUUGAAUGUCUACUGCAUGUAAAACUAAUUUUAUCUGAAUGAUGUAAUUUCUCUCGUUUCCGACUUCCGAGUUGAUCUCUUAAAUGGCAACAAGGAUAGAAGCAAUCGAGGAUUCGGCUGCGAUAACGGGGGGACGUAUCAAAAACCAAUAUUGUUGGAAAACUCCCAAGUAUAUAAAUAGUUUCGACGGAGGCAUUCCGAGGCUUAGUAAAAUUUAGCGAUAAGCGAUAAAACUGCAGCCAAGCAAUGUUACAUAAAUAUUUAUAACGAUCAUAGCGAUAACGCGUCUCCUCGAGCUCGAAGUUUCGAGUUUGCCCUGUUAUCGCGCCCGAUUCCUCGAUUCCGAGGAUGAACAUUGUAAAUAUACCGUGGAUUUUUAACCAACCCGCUUGCCUAAAGAUAAGAGGAAUGUAUGUGUGUAUCGCUGUUUAUUGACGCAAACCGACUUCUCUCCGCUCUGUUCUGAUCUUCCUACUAACAUCGUGUGAGUCGAAACAUACUUGUAAAAUAACAACGAUCGCCGUCGCGCGUUCAUGAUACUCCAAGCUGCGCAUCCUUUUCCGUUGAACCGAUCUAACAAUCGCACAGCGCAGACAAUUAUUCUAGUCAGUGAUCGCCCACGCGACGGACACAUAAACGGAAUUAACGAAUAGAUAAAGGAUGUAACAAGGAUAAAAAAGAAAUCGUAGCGUGUGGCGCGCGUUUAUAUUAUAAUAUACGAUGACUUGUGAAUAUUCGAUCGGAAAAUUAUGUUUAAUGUACAGCAGAGGUAUUUAAAGCUUCCGCAGUCUCUCUGUAUUUGCGCUUGUACCUUUUUCCUACUUCUGCAGCGAAGGCUGAAUAGUCAGACACACUUGCGGAGCGCACGUUUGACCGCACGUUUUUUUAACCGGUUUUUCUAGAGAGAGAGAAACGGUGACGGUGACAAUGACAAUGAUGAUGACGAUGAUGAUGAUUAUUCCGAUUCCGAUUCCGAUGACGAAGACCUCAGAAUCGUCGGAAUGGAGGGAUCCAUUCCGUUACGAACGUUGUAGCUGGAUAAACGAUCGACGAAACGGUCCACGUGAUAGACCUGUGUGGCAAAAGACAGAUUCCUUGAGUAAUCGCGGGGAUAGGUGUCGAAUUUUACGAAAGUAUUAACAUCCACGAGUAGCGUUGAUGCGGACAGCAGAGAGGAUUCUCAAGUGCCACUUUUUAUCUUUUUUUUUUUACUUUUUAUAUUUCUGUCUCAAGAAUUGUAUGCGCAGGGUGUUGGAAAAAGUGGGAUUCGAACGGCGGGCGCGGCGCUUGCUGUACUGAAUGAAAGAAUUUUUGCCCGCAGUUUCUACUGAUCGAGAGAGAGAGAGAGAAGCAGCAUUUCUUUUAAUCCAGUUUAAUGAGCGCUACGUACCCUCCGGGCUUCCGAACCCCCUUUCUUCAACGUCGGUCGGUCGAUUUGCCAAACUCUCCGCGACCGACUCAAGCGACCGAGCAUUAAACAUAAUUUUCAGUGUUCAUAAUUCUAAAAAGCUUGAAACUAUAGCGUCUAGCAAUAUCGAGACGACAAAGAAGAGAGUUAGGCUGUUGCUGCUGUGAUCUUUAAUUCCUUCCUUUGCCGCGAGAUUGGUUCUCAUGCUCUGUAUAAAAUUAUGUUUAUUUAUUCACACGGUGAGUCAAAGAGGCCCAUCCGUCCCGUCUUUUUAUAAAACAACUUUGUCUGAAAAAGAGAAACGUAUAUUAUAAGACGUGUCGAUCUCUCAUGUUUUCUAUUAUCGGUGAAUAAAUUGAAUACAUGCAGUUAUACCAUCGUUUUCUCUUUCACGCGAAAUUGUUCUAAAAAGACAAAAAUGCAUGAAGGGUCGCGAGUAUCUCUUUUACUCACUGUGCCUCCCGUUGACUUUGAUUUCCUCGUUUUGCAUGCAACCGAAAGAGCGCUGGCAUUAAUUAAGAUCUCGCAAUAUCGCGCUCGCCGCCAACAUACUUAUGCGUCUAAUAUCUCUGCAUGCUGCAAUGUAACUACUUCACAUGUACCUAUUUACUUACUUUUACGUUGUUCUCAUUUUAGUUGUACAUUGUUUUAUUUUAUUUAUUCACAGACGAGUGUACGGAGCUCUGCACGUAGAUCGCAGUUAUGAAACACGAUUUUUGGCGGUUUACCUUUAUUUUAUACACGACCGAUUGUGUACACACAUACUAUGUUUGCUGUGUCGAUGAUGUCAGUGUACACACAUACAACACAUACACACACACACCUCUAUAGUUAAGUAUUAAAUUAUUAAACAUUAGUUAAGCGUAAGAUAUUUUCCGGAAAAUUAUAGAGUUUUAAUGAUUAACAUUAUCGAAGUGGAGUUUACCAGACAUUUAAUUUUUCUAACACAUUCCCGUCAAGGGAAUAUCGCUGGUGACGAUACCACAGGCUCACACACUUACAUUUGUACUAACAUAUAUAUAUAUAUAUAUAUAUAUAAACUAUUAUUAUAAUUAUAAUUCGAUAAGGAAGUCAAUGCGACAAAUGCAAUGUAGUUUAGGCAUGAUACUUCAGGCAACGAAACCACAAUCUUCGGUUGGUCGAUUGCUGUCGUUAUCUUUUCUUUUUCCUUUGGACAAUAAACGAAACUCAGUAUUAGUACCUAUAAUGGACUAAACAAAAAAAAAGAUAUUAAACUAGAAGAUCUAUAAGAGCAUGCAAUACAGUACGCUCUCUUUGCUAGAAAAUCAGCAUCUCUCGUGGAUCUUUGCGUACAAUAAAACAAUAUUAAUGGCAAGGAAAGUUUUAUUUUCAAUUUGGUUUACUCGCUUUGCAAAUUAGUUUUAUUUUGGAAUCGAGUCGGCUCGAGGUAGAUUUCACGUCUGCCGUAAUGACGCAAUCGUUGAACCGCUUUCUGUCCUCUGUAAAUAAUCUCGAUCCAAGUCGAUGUACGAACACGGAGAAUGUUACGCUGUUGAAUGUGGUCGAUAUGUCUCGCUCGUCGUACGACAUAUUCACGCGGGUGGAGUGAUUUCAAGUCGAUUCUUGAUGCAUGUUUAAUACUUUGUGGGACAGUUGGGGACUGUGAUGAUGGGAGAAGUUAGUCCGGGACCACUACCACUGCACACACGAGUCGCCCUGCCAGGUCUGGUCGGUAGACACUUGUAGAACCGUUCUAAUAGCCAUCUCGUUCGUUCCGUUUUACCUCUCGCUUUGCUCUCGCGCGAUUUUCAUCGAACGACCAGUUCAAAAUCGGCCACGCGGUGACUCGAUAAUAAUACGUAACGGUGAGAGUAAUUUAAUCGUUAAGAUUUAUAAGAAACCUUCAGUCUUGCGUAUUAAUUGUCGUCAUUAUGUCGUAAAUUAUAAUAAUGAUUAAAGUACAUUUUUCAUCAGAAUGGCAAAUGAAAGAGAGUUACAGUGCGCUGCCGAUUUUGACAAUAAGCCUUUCUUCAUGGGUGAUUGCACUCGCAACAGGUGAAUACACUGGUCGAAGAAAGCUCGCGAUAUCUCGUCAGUCAUCAGGGCUUUCAAGAAGCUAGUCGUGCUUCCUGCGAUCAUUAAUACACGCCGGAAUCGGAAAGAGGAGCACAUGUUUAAUCGUGAAAGAUUUCCGCUACUAUGUGUGUGUGUGUAUAUUACGAGUUUAUUGGUUUCGCUAGGUUUGUAGGUAGAUUAAAUUUUUGAUAACACUGUUAAUUAGUUCUUCUCGCAAGCUUUAAUUCUAGUGUUCAGUACUGGUGAGGUCCUGAUACAUACAUAUACAUAUACGCAGUAGCUAACACGUCGGUGAAACGAAGAUAUACAUAAUUAUAUAUAUGUUAUAGCGCAAAAAUCGAGUUGUAUCUAAUCGAUAUCCAUUGUGCGUCUGAAUAUAACGAUGAUUAAAGAGAACGAUAGAGUUCGACGAAAGCUGACUUAGCUCGUUAGAAAUACGUAAUAGGAAUCCGAAAGAGUUUAACGUAGAUUCGUUUGCCAACGUUUUUGCGCACGAUUUUAUUAUAUUAUUCGAGGAGAGUGUCUCGUGUUGUUUCGAGAAGCUAAGUAAGCAUAAACGAAUCUUUCGUCUCUCUCUCAUAGAACUUACUUAAUUUAGAUACCUGGAGCAGUCGGCGAAUUGAUUUCGUCGCUCUGUACAAAGUAUCCUUAAGUACUACUUACGGAGUGCGGGGCACUCGCUUUUACAAUUUGCAUUGUGAUGCUUUAAGAUCCACGGUCCCUAUUAUCUCUUUUGUAGUCGCACCGCGAUCGCGAUGUGUCACCAGCGAAAACUCACGUGACAUUUUCUUGCUUCGUACGUCGCGAAAAUUAAUUUAUUUCGACGUAUGAUGCAAGGAGAAAGGUUCACUCUUCAUUUUUAACAUUACGAUUCAAAGCGAUUAAAAUGGGUGACCAGGGGUCUUAUGUAAAUCGUGCAUUCUGCAUGAAGUUACGACAAUGUACAAGACAGAUUUGUUCCUCGAUUUAAUUUAUACUCUCGAAAAAAAAUAUAUAUAUAUAUGUAUAUAUAUAUAUUUAUCAGCUUUUUGGCAUCGAUAUAUUUCGAUUGUAUGGUAGAGUAAAGUAUGGUAGACGUUGUACUCCCUCAUCUCCCUCCCCCCCCCCAAAAAAGAAAAGAAAAGGAGUUCUACCGAUUAUUAAAUAUUUCGUGAAUAAGAAUGUCGAACGAAGGUGCGAGAGGAUUCUUAAUUUAGUCGUUGGCUGUGAAGAUUUGAUAAAAUUGUUUGCGGACGUAGGGCGUAGAUGUUAGCAGAGCGAAUCCUUACAGAAUGGGAGGCUGUCUAAAUAAAUAUAGCAUUAUAUUUAUCAGAAUUCAUCGGUUUGCGAAAAUACAAUUUUUCAAGGAGUAAGCACGUGUAUUGUCGUGAAAGACAAGAUUGCUUUAAGAUUUUGUUUGUUGCCGCGAACAAAGUCACGGUGUAAGCGUGAGAACGUAUUGCUCCUACGUAUAAACAUAUAUGUUUGUGAAUCCGGUGUAACGUGUAAUAAUUGCAAUGUAUACAUACAAUGAGUAUAAUAAUGUUGUGAUACCAUGUACCACACUUUGCAAUGUUUAAUAAAGUAUUUGUAAAAA